GGUAGGCAGAAACCUGUUAAAUCAAAAUCUGCAUAUUAUAUCAUAGUCAUUAUCCAAAUUAUUGAUCAGAAGUACUAAAGGCGUAGGUAUGAAUUCCUGUUAAAUUUAUGGAAAAAUUAUCCGAUAACAAAAGGCAUUCCGUAAUGAUAUCUGAGUGAUAAAUUGUCAUUUCAUAUUCAAAUAGUCUGACAGUGGUUGAUAUGAAUCAAUCAGGUGUACAGUGAGGAAUUUGAUGACUCUGUGAUAUAUGGUAAAUCUUAUCUACAUAGUCUGACACUAGACGAUGUGACGGUCGUAUUAGGUGUACAGUGAGGAUUUGAUGAUUCUGUGAUAUAUGGUAAAUCUUAUCUACAUAGUCUGACACUAGACGAUGUGGCGAUCGAAUUAGGUGUACAGUGAGGAUUUGAUGAGUCUGUGAAAUGAAAUGUUUUGUUAAUUGAUCGAGACGUAUAGCCAAGACUGGGACUGGUGGAGCUGGCAUCCCACCAGGAGCCUCGGUUAUAGAUAAAGAUUGGACUAGGAGUGAAGGAAUUAAACCUGAUCUCUCCAGAUUAAUGUCACUGAUUGACCGUUUCAUGAGACCGAGUGAUACUGACCACUGACUAAAAUUGACCGCCGAGUCAAAAGUGGAGCGGGGGGGUGCGGCCGCCGUGCUGUGUAACGAGUUGAUUUUUGUCCAAUUCGAGCUGUUGGUGUUGCCUAGAACUAAUUCGACCAAAAUUAUAGAAGGCAGUUGAAUAUAUUGACACUGACCCAAAAGUAGGCGUUAGGGACACUAACAUUUGGCCAGGCAGUAGAAAUGUGGGUAGUGGUAGAAUUACAAAAAAAAAAAAAAAAAAAACCUUAGACGCAUAAUUAUCUCGCGAAUAUCCCUUUUCAAUAUUUUAGUACAGUCUACUCCAAUAAACUAUCCUAGACGCAUAAUUAUCUCGCGAAUAUCCCCAUCGAUAUUAUAGUAUAGUAACUCUACAAAACUCUUUGUGCACGAGGGUGAGACACAAGAGAUAAGGCUGUGUGAGCACCGUGAAUACAUCGCUGGUUUAGACUAGUGACGGGCUAAGUGUAUGAAGAUAGUUAUUAAACCCAGACAUAGUUAAACGACAGAAUGGCCACAACCACCAUUCCCAAACUCAAAUUCAACGAAUAUUUAGAUCUGAGAAUACAGGAGAGAUCAGGGGGAAAACAGGAAUAUAAAUCUAUAAAGAAAGUAUGGGAGGGAAUUAGGCUGAAAUGGACACAGGCAGGUUACAUUAGUGGAGUCGCCCCGUCAAGGGAACAGCUUGGCGCUAUGGAGAGAGAAUUAGCGGAAGCAGUGGAACACAGUUAAAACAGCGAAGCAGAAAUAAAUAAGAGCCAUUUUUUCAAAAAUAAAGGGACGAAGAAUAGGGAGAGCGCGGAAGCUGAGCUAAGAAUAGGAACGUGGGCAAUAGAAGAGACAAAAAGGACACGCCCACACAAAAAACCUGAUAUGAUGGGCGUGCUUGCCGGGGCCUCAGAUGACGUCAGCGAAGGCACAAUCAACAACCACAACACACCACCGCCCACCGUGACCACACCAUCAGCCCCGCCCUCUCUAUACCCACCACUGCCACAGGAAGAGAAGACUGCAGUGCCACCUCCCUAUUCACAUAAUCCAUUCACACACCUCCCACCAAACCCGUUUAAAACUCACACCACCCCAGCCGCCGUACAGGCCCCGGUCUUUAUGGUGCAGGGAGGACAGCUAAAAGGGAACAUGACUGUGGGUAUUCAAGAUGGCCUACUAGUCUGUGAAGAAAGGCCCGAUUGCUCAAGCCCCAUAGCACUACAAGGCCCAGGUGGGUCCCUGUCGAACUACACACAACCAAGGGAAGGUGGAUCUCAACCGGGCCUCCUAAGGAGAGAGGGCCACGAUCUUAUUCAGCUCUCCUCUACUCCGAACACUGACUGGUACGGACGCAGAGAUAAAGAAGAUGAUCAAGGGUCAUGGGUGUAACAGGGAAACUGUUCCGUUGGGGUUUCGUCAAGAAAUCACCCCAGUAAAGACGAGGAAAACGAAAGUAGACCUGGACGUGAUGAGGAGGAAAUGGGACGGGACAUCCGGAACUCUGUAGCUCAAGCCAGAACUAUGAUAGACGAAGCUGAACGUGGAGGGAGCACAUUCCAUGUGGAAGGGGUAAUGGUAGGAACAGUGACAGACCUGAUCGAACCUGUCAAACAGUCCAUAAGGCUCUCAGAACUAAGAAGCAGGGGGGUCUCGUCCAGAGCAGACUGGGAUCCCCAACAUGGAGAGACAGGAAGGACAGGCUUCCAAAUGCCGUUGAGGCCCACUCCUGAUGGAGAAUACGAAGAGUACCAACCAUGGAAAAUGACAGACCUCACCACUUUAAUGGAACAGUUGCCCAGUCUACAUGGGGGGGCCUCGGCAUGGCUCCUCCAACUACAGACACUUACCUCUGGCCUACGCCUCUGUCUGGGAGACAUGAAAGCUCUGUUGGCUAGGGCUACAGACCAUACCACCAUGAUGGCUCUCAUGAGAGACACAGAUCUGGCCACAGGCCCAGCUGCACUAGGUCUAGAACGAUUCCGAACUCAGUUAUGGGCUGAGUUGAGAAGAGCAUACCCUACUGAACGAAACCACUCAACCCUGUCAUCAUUCACCAUCAAUCCAGGGGAACAACCAGCAGCCUACCUGGAUAGGGCAAAGACAACAUGGAGAACCGUUCAUGAAGACCCAUAUGAUCACACUGCUACCACACUCAGCAUGUGGAAGGAAAUGGUGGUGAACGGGACCCAGAAUGAAGUCCGUGUAAAACUAAGGGGCACAGUGGGGUUGAUGGCGCUACCUUUAGCUCAGUUUAACUCCCAUGUACAUCACCACAUCACCCAAUUCAACAGGGAAAAGGGUGGAGCGGAUACACAAGUCCAGUCCCUACAGAUUCAACUUCUGAAACUUCAACUGAAAGACGCCAAGAGGGGGAGUCUGCUACAACUGUAGGACGCCCGGUCACUACUCAAGGGACUGCUCAUAUCCACUGUCUCAACCUCAGCCCCCACCCAGGGGAAGAAGGCCCUUCUACGGUCCACCUACAGGGAGGGGUGGCUACAGGCCAUCCCCUCAGCCACAACCACAGCCGCAAUCAAGAAUUGAGAGUGAACAACCUGCAUACAACCACCCAGUGCCAUUUGCCUCCUACCCACCACAAGAGGCGCCGUACCAGGGUAUGUCAGGAGAAUACCCCCCUUGGCAAUACAGCUGCCCACCAUCACCACGAGAGAAGGAACUGACCUCUCGACGGCUGCCUCUCUCACGUCCCCUGACUACUCCAAGUGUUUCCAUUUGGAUGUUUCUGAAAAGGAGGGGUUCACAGUCUCUGUCCUUUUUCAGAAACAAGAGGGGGAGCGCAGGGUGCUGCUGUACCACUUCUCCAAGUUAGAUCACAUUGAAAUGGGCCAAACAUGCUCCAGUUACGUUGCUGCAGUAGCAAAAGCUAUUGAAAAAAAAACACAAAAAAAACAGCUCACCUCGAUAUCACCCUUCAAUCAGCCAACAUCCUUCAACCAGCACCUGCCCAAUUAGCUGAAAUCAUCGGAUUGACGCAGGCCCUCAUCAGAGGAAAAGGAAAGACUGAAUAUCUAUACAGACUCAGCCUAUGCCCAUGGAGCAGUCCACACUGAUGGACCCAGAACUUUUACGAGAAGCACAUAGCCACACACACAAAGGCAAACUAAGGACUUUACAGAAGGUGUGUCACAUCUGGGGGCACCCACACAUGAAAAUAUGACUGAUUUUUAUUUUGCAUGACGAUGAUUUAUUUUAUGACGAAUGCAAUGUUUGUGACAGACACAACCCAUUGAAACCAUAUCAAACAACAACAUACUUAGUACCUAAUGCAGGUUUUCAGGAUAUUAGUAUAGACCACACCGACAUGGGCCCCGACAAUGUAUUCUAAAGAUAAAUGCUAUCUCCUAGUUAUGAUAGAUAGGUUCUUCAAAUGGGUAGAAGCAAUACCAGCAGAGGAGGGGGAUGCUAGGUCAGUCGUUAAGUGGUUAACAAACCAAACUAAUACCCAGUUAUGGCAUCCAAAGAAAAAUCAAAUUUGACAAAUGGCUCACAUUUCAAUAACAAACACCUGAGACAGGUGGAAGAAAGAUUUGGCAUAACACACAGAUUUGGUUCUGUGUACCACCCCCGAUCCCAAGGUCUCGUGAAACGCGCAGGUCAAACGCUUAAAAUCCAAAAUAUAUAAGGUAUAUGUGCCGGGUCGAAGUUGAAAUGGGUCGAAGCCCUGCCCCUGGCGUUGAUGGCCAUGAGAGCCUCACCAGGGUCAGGCACCCAUCUCUCUCCUCAUGAGAUAAUGACUGGUAGAGUCAUGCCUGGGCCACCAAAGGAGGGAGGUCAUAUGCCCGCCCUUGAUGUACAACAAAUUGUAAUGUCUGAUUAUGUGAAAAAACUGACGGUUCUCUCUGCAGCACUCUCUACCCAGGUUCACAAGGUCCAGGAGAGAGAACUGCAGGAAGCUCCAGCACCACUGAAGACCAUACCGUUUCUAGGCGUGAGGUGAGGGUCACUGAGUGCAACCCCCAGGAGUUGAAGAGCACCACCUUGUGUUUGCCUUUCAAUGCCACCACCACCGUUUACCUGCCUUGGGGCCUUUUGGGUCAUGCGCGAAAUAGUCUGGGGCUACCUGCCUGGACCUAUUCCAGUUUCAACUGGUAUAUAACCAAAGGGGGAUAUGGUGAGUGGUCUUGGAAAAACCUGGUGGCAGAAGCAGGAUAUGACUGGUCCAGCUAUUCCAAGGGACGGGCUGUCCUUGCCUGGCGCAAUCGGCUGACACUUUCACGCACUGGUUUUCAAAUGAAGCUGAUUGUACGGCCUGGGACCACUAUGGGUUGCCAGGUUUUUACGUUGGCCCCAUAUGUAGAUAGCAGCAGGGCCGAAGUCUAUUUCACACUAUAUAUUUGCUUUACGCCACAACCGCAGCCUACUUCUGUGACGGUGCGUGACGAUAUGGCAAAGCCACAUACCCUACCCCAGCACAGUGAUGGGUGGGGUUCUGCUGUGUUAGUGGUCACUACCCCUACCCCGGAUGAGAACAUUCAGGUUGCUACAGGUUUCUCAGGUUUGUCUAACAAUUGGUUAUUAUUGACCGAACAAGCAGCCAAUACAACCCCCACUAGUUGCGUAGUUUGUAUGGGUGCUAGACCAUUGCUCCGCAUUGUACCGGCCUCUGUCGAGAUCGGAUGUUUAAUGCCCCUUAUGGACAAAGACAAUCCGACUGGUAAUUGCUCCUUGUGGGAUGCAGUUUACCCUGUGGUCUCUGCUACGGUCAGGGCACCAGUAUUUUCCUCUGAUGUUGCCAGGGCCAGAUUCUCCUGUAUUAACAUGACAGGGGGUCUACUACAGUUAGGUUUGCUCCCUGUGGACUGGUGUACAAAUACUAUCGUAAUAGAUGGUGGUUUUAAGCCAGUGAUCAGGGCUGACAUCUGGUGGUGGUGUGGGGGACCUCGGCUUUUUGACAGAACUCCCAAUAAUGCUACGGGUACUUGUGCGCUUGUAACACUUCUGCUGCCUAUCUCUGUUUACCCUAUAGGUGUGGGUGAUUUGGUGACCCGGAUACAGGCUGUGGACCCACAGUUUCUGCCUACCAGAACCAAGCGGGAAGCAGCCCCGACUGGUGGGGAUCCCACAUAUAUUGAUGCCAUCCUCUGGUGGAGUUUGAAACAUGCACAUAUGAGUAGUUGUCACGUCUCUUUCGAGACGUGAAGAGGGGGACUAUACAUUUUACUGGCUUUUAAUUCAUGUCACGUCUCUUAGGAGACGUGAAAAGGGGGAUUUGUAAUGAAGUGCUAUUUCCUAUGCAAAUGACCAGCUUACUGCUAUUGCAUUGCUAUAAUUGAGACAACAUAUAGCAAUGUAUUUUCACAGUAAAACAUGGUAGGGCCAGAUAAGAACGCACACACAUUACACACACUCACUGCGAGGACACACAGACUUGACUUGCCAAGACAAGAACGCACACACAUUACACACACUCAUUCCCUCUCCUUUGGAUGGGCUCCAAAGACAAAGAACUCUGUCGAGAACCAAUGGGAUACUGACACCAGGCUGGAGGAGACUGUCUAUCAUCUACGAACAACCUACUAGGAGCCAGGACUACCAGAAUCUACCUACGUCAUUUCAAUGUAUAAAAUGAACUGUACGAUUGUGACCUGUCUCUCUUUUUUCCAAUGGUUCGUUUGAGAACUUGACGAAACGGAGCCGUGCACGUAAUUGCCAGAUAUCAUUACUUUGAAUAAACGGCCUUUACUAUACCGUA
Molecule: messenger RNA, 6299 nt
Organism: Oncorhynchus tshawytscha (Chinook salmon)
Lineage: Eukaryota; Metazoa; Chordata; Actinopteri; Salmoniformes; Salmonidae
Exons: 2
Coding region: 2066-2977 (303 amino acids)
Source: RefSeq, a predicted model, not a curated record